Cylicocyclus nassatus is the source of this 1071-nucleotide messenger RNA. NCBI's taxonomy places the organism in Eukaryota, Metazoa, Nematoda, Chromadorea, Rhabditida, Strongylidae. The record is from the annotation of a GenBank genome assembly.
AUGGCGGAGUAUCUGACCGAGUACGGCGUGGCGGAUGCCGUUCCUACCGACAAGAUGCGGGACAUCGUGCUUGAAGCCAUAUCGCAGACCUAUGAUUUGGUCAAAAGCGGUCAGCACGUCGGGGACAUCGGCGACGACGGCACGGAUGCAGAGGAAGACAACACCUCCUACGAGGUUUGCAAGACGUGCUCAUUCUGCACUAAGAGUGCGGACAAGCACUACUGCGAGGCUGAGAAUGGCAACCCCUUCGUUCCUAUCGCCGAGCCCGAUAUUUUUCAAUGUGACGAAUACGCCGACAAGCACGACACUGAGGAGAAACGCUACGCCGUGACCGCCCUUAGUGAGAAAUUCAAGGGCGUGGAGGUCAAUUACUACCCCGACUGCUUUGGCGUGUUCUAUCCCAACGGCGAUGAGGAUAGUUAUCCGUAUUCAUUCCCGUUGGAUGCGCUCGCCGAGGAUAUAAGACAGAAGGCAGAGCCGAGAAACCCCGACGGCGGAGCGUGUGCGGUGGUCUUUGCGGGCAAGUGCGACAAGGGGUACUUUUACAAGAGCGGGGAUAUUCCCGACUUCACUUCAACCCUCGGGUUGGUGAACCUAUACCCCACCCCUCAGUCGUUGCUUUCUGCAAUCAAUGAGUGCGGACACACAAACCUCGGCACAAUCGGGGCGUUUGAACUCACCGAGGCGGAGUAUCAGACCAUAUCCUCAGCCUUGCAGAUAGCGGAGGACAACGCCGAUGACAUUGACGCAUACGAUAUAUGCAUCAACGGCGAGGAAUACUCACACUCGGACUUUGAGGAGGACUGCCACGAUUUGAGGGAGUGGCUCGCCGACAUUCACCCAAGCGAGGCGGAGUCAGUAUGGCACGAUACAAGCAACCCCGACGACAAGCCUGAGAUUGCCAAAGAUGAGGGCGGGGUUGAUUGCCUUGUCGAAUUUGGCACGGGAGAAAUAAUAAUAAUGAAUUCCUUGUUAUUGGACGGCAAGCCUUUUUGGUGUGGCUGUACUUUGUGCGUGUUCGACGAGGUGAAACGUUGGGCGUAUAUAGCCGAUAUUGCGAAACUAAAAUAA